AUGCCAGAGUGUUACAACUAUGUAACCUGAUCGUCGUGCUUUAUUUUGAAGGUUUGAAAGCGGAAGUGUAGUAUUUUGUUCGCUGAAUAGUAAUUUAGCUCCGUGCGUGUGAGAAAGGCGAUAAAAGAGGGUAGCCUAUAGCGAAGUGCUGCUGGGUUGGAAGAAGGGUACGAGGUACUUUUUUUGUUGUUAUUAUUAUUAUUAUUAUUGUUCGUACACUCGGCCCAUUGACGCCUCCUUAUCCUGGCGAAAGGUUGAACGGUUAAAAUGGAGGCGGAUAGAUCCGGCGGAGGACCAAACCCGAACUCCGGAGGCGGCAGCAGCGGAGCGGGGCGCAACCCGAACGGGCCCAAAGCAGCACCGGGCCCGGCGACAUCAGCUGCGGCGACCGGGGUGAUGGCAGCAGCAGCAGCCGCCGCAGCAGCAGCAGCAGCCGCCGGGGCCAUGCCAGGAUCGUCGCAGGCUCGGGAGCUGCAGGACGGGGACUCGGGUAUGACGCUUCCUGGGAUCCUUCACUUCAUCCAGUACGAGUGGGGACGCUUCCAGGCCGAGAAAUACCGCUGGGAGGCGGAGAGAGACGAACUCAGGGCUCAGGUGGCAUUCCUACAGGGUGAGAGGAAAGGGCAGGAGAACAUGAAACAGGACCUGGUGAGGCGGAUCAAGAUGCUGGAGUACGCCCUCAAACAAGAGAGGGCCAAGCAUCAGAAACUGAAGACAGGAAAUGACCAGAGUCCCGGAGACAAGAAACCCGAGACAGAAGCAGACAAAGUUCCCAAUGGGCCGGCUGAGUCAGACUCUGAGCCAGCCAAUCAGAUGUCCUGGAAGGAGGGACGUCAGCUACUACGCAAAUAUCUUGAAGAAGUGGGUUACUCAGACACCAUCCUGGACAUGCGAUCUAAGCGCGUGCGCUCGUUGCUCGGGCGGAGCAGCCCCGAGGCCAACGGGCCUCCACCCAGUGAAACCUGUCCUGAGCCAGAGCCCCGGGCAGGUGGAGAGUCGUUGUUGGUCAGACAAAUAGAGGAACAAAUCAAAAGGAACGCGGGCAAGGAAAGCUCUAAGGAACGUCUGGGCGGCUCGGUGCUCGAUAAGAUCCCCUUCCUGCAUGGCUGUGAGGACGACGAUGAAGACGACAGUGACGAGGAGGACGACUUCCAAGGCAUGGCCACUGACUGCAUGGAUGGACCGCGAAAGAACAAGAAGUCUCGUGUAAAGAUGGGUUCGGAGCCCAUGACCACAGACCUGGACCCAGAGGACGAGGAGGACGAAGACGACUCGGAAGACGCCCUCAGUGAAUUUGACUUCCUGGGCUCGGGGGAGGAUGGGGAGGGGGCGGGAGAGGCCCGGAUCUCGGGGGACGGACGGGAGUUAGAGAACCGCAGGAACAAGUUACAAGGCAUGAUGUCGGACUUCCCCCCUAAACCCACCCCGCCUCCCUCUGUAUCAGGCCAGGCUCGCCCCGGGGAAGGUGGCGCCCUGGGUUUUUCCUCUGACGUCUUCAUUAUGGAUGCCGUUGGAGGAGGAGACAUGAACCUGGGUGAACUGGCUGAUCUCACCGUUGCCAAUGACAACGAUCUCUCCAUGGAUAUGCAAGAUAACAGAGAUGAGUUUAAGAAGACAUGGAACCCCCGUUUCACACUACGCAGCCACUUUGAUGCCAUCCGCGCAUUGACCUUUCACCCCAGUCAGGCGGUGCUGCUCACAGCCUCUGAGGACGGCACACUAAAACUGUGGAACCUCAACAAGUCCAUGCACUCUAAAAAGAACGCAGCGUUGGAUGUUGAGCCCAUCUACACAUUUAGAGCACACAGUGGAGCUGUUCUGUCGCUGACCAUGGGAGAGGACGGAGAAUCCUGCUACAGCGGGGGACUAGAUGGGACUGUCAGAUGUUGGAAGAUGCCAGACCUCAAUGUGGAUCCUUAUGAUAAUUAUGAUCCCGGCAUCGAGAGCAGUGUACUAGCCGGCCACGAGGACAGCGUGUGGGGUUUAACUUACUCGGCAGUUCUCCAUCGACUCGCCUCAUGCUCAGCCGAUGGCACCAUUCGCAUCUGGGACCCUCAGAACUCUGCCCCCUGCCUGUCUGUCUUCAAUAAGGAGAGAGAGCACGGAACACCCACCUCAGUAGCCUUUGUGGCCACUGACCCCAACCAGGUGGUGGUGUCAUUCGACGUGGGUGACACGCUGCUCUACGACCUCAACACGGAGCAGAGCAUCACCACGCUAGAGACACAGACCAAGGAUGGCAGUGAGCUGAUCAACCGUGUGGUCAGUCACCCAUCUGAGCCCAUCUCCAUCACUGCACAUGAGAACCGCACCAUCCGCUUCCUAGACAACAAGACAGGUAAAGUUGUCCACUCAAUGGUGGCUCACCUGGAUGCGGUCACCUGUCUCACUACAGACCCUAAAGGCACUUACCUCAUCUCUGGCAGCCACGACUGUUCGGUGCGCCUGUGGAUGCUGGACAACAGGACGUGCGUGCAGGAGAUCACAGCUCACAGGAAGAAGCACGACGAGGCCAUCCAUGACGUGGCCUUCCACUCUUCACAGCCCUUCAUCGCCAGCGCCGGCGCAGAUGCACUUGCCAAGAUAUUUGUCUGACAGCGCUGUCGUCAAGUCCUACAAAAACAACUGGGCCAAUAGAGAUGAAGACUACAGUGGACAAAUUUCACCUGCUUACACACACUAACACACGCACACACACACACUUGUCCUGCACCCCACUGGUUGGGUCAUCCCCACAGGACAUCACCUCCUCUCCACUCUCCACUCUUCUCUGAUGCCUCAGUGACUUCUUGUAAUACUAAUCACACUGCUUUUUUAUAAAACCCCCGCUGCUCCUUUUUCGAAUAAUCAUAUUUGGAGAAACACUUUUCUACACUACGAUAUUCUGUUCUGCUUUUUUUUCAUUCUAACAACACUUAUGACAAACCACCGUGUGCGUUUGCGCGUGUGUGUGUGUUUUUGUGUGCUUGAACUGCUGACACACUACUCACACGGAGAACCCACCAAGGAAACGCUCGCUCUGCACAGCACAUACGAUGCACCAAUGCAUGCAUUUCAGUUAAGAUCUUAAUUUAACACAUUGUUUGUGGCUAACAUACAUACGUAGACGAGACUGAUAACAGUUAUCUUUCCCAGUGUCGGCAGACAACAUCUGAACAACCUCUUCAUUGGGAAUCAAUGUAUUACAUUCCAAAGACUCCAGGUAGAGUGUGUGUGUGGUGUCGUAUUCAGGGUUGGAGAAUGUUAACUAAGUUGUGUGUGUGAUGUGAGGAACCAUCGGACAGUUGCUAGCCAGUGUUGAACAAAUAGCUUUAAUUUCAACUCAAUGGCCAAGUCUCAUUGUAUGUAUGAGUAUUAUAAUGUCCCCAUGGUUCCUGAGAUAAAAUGUCACUCUGCUGUACAAGAUGAAUGAACAUAUUUUCACAAUCAUGGUCCAUUUCCACAAAUGUACAGUUUGAACUCUGUAGACUGAUCCUCUUACGACACAUUAAACAGCUGAAGGUAGAUAUCGCGAGAGUGCAGUUAAAGUCAGUUGACCUGCAGAGGUAGCGAGGCCAGGCUAUAUGCUCUCAACAAAUGACACAGAUUGUGUCAUUUGGUGCUUUUUACUGUACAGAAGAGUGUGCGUGUGUUCGUAUAUGCACUAGUUAAAUCACGGUGCUAUGAGAGACCUUGUCAGUCUUGAGUCAGAAUCAGGGACCAGUUUUGUGUGUACGUGUGAGAGAGAGAGAGAGAGAGAGAGACUGUGUUUCUCACUCAUCGGGCUAUAAAGUGAGUCUGCUUUUUAAAUGACAUCUCAUUGGUUAAUCAUUUCAAUAGCUGUGGUCACAUUUCAGAAUGAACCAUUAACGUCUCAUUAGAUAGAUGUGAAUAGCGUUGCCAUUGAUCGUUUGAGGAAUGUACAGAGCUGAUGGGGAUUAUUUUACAGUGAGUACCACUUGGACUGAAAGCGUUUCCUCAGAUGAGAGCUGUUCAGAUUGUCUUUUUCAUUUCAUCUUGGAAGUCAGUGCCAGUUUGUAGACGUUGAUAGGUUCUGGCUUGUUGUUAUUUAUUCAGGCUUUCCAAAAAACAAAAGAAAAGAAAAAAGCUUGACAUUAACUACACUUGUAAUUUGAGGUGAGGUUCCCUUGCCUAUUUCUUUUUUUUUUUU
Molecule: messenger RNA, 4150 nt
Organism: Anoplopoma fimbria (sablefish)
Lineage: Eukaryota; Metazoa; Chordata; Actinopteri; Perciformes; Anoplopomatidae
Gene: strn4
Product: striatin, calmodulin binding protein 4
Exons: 18
Coding region: 268-2595 (775 amino acids)
Cellular component (GO): dendrite
Molecular function (GO): protein-containing complex binding; armadillo repeat domain binding; calmodulin binding
Source: RefSeq, a predicted model, not a curated record